GUGUAAGCUCAAGAGUGCACCGUAGGUAUCAUCAUCCGUUGGACUUUCGUCUGCUUCCACGACUAUUCUUGGCUCACUGAUCUCAAAGCGUUAGCAGCCACACCGAAAAGGUUUAUUACAUACUGCUGUUCCAUGGCACAUCGUCCACUUCAUCCCUUCCAGACUGUAAGUUUUGGAUUUGCGAAAACAGCUGAAUCUGUUCAUGCAGACUCCAUCUAGAAUUCGGCACUAAUCUCUUAAAAUCACGUGCUGCGCGGGAUGAGAAUUUGUGCAAGUUGCAUCGUGUACACAUCGUGUAAGCCAAUCUGGAGUAUAAGCUGUCUGAGGUUGAUUAUGGAAUGAAAGAGGGCCGUCGUUUUUCGUCAAAGAGAAAGGAGAGGGCCCUGCUUUCCUGCUGUUGACGGUGGAAUCAGGCUCGUUUUAAUUUUGAGAAAUUCUUGAAAGGCACCUUUCAGAGAGAGGGAGAGAGAGAGAGAUUUGUUUCUGCGUCCAAGAGUGAUGUGAGUUGACAUGAGGCCACUCUCAUCAAAAGAUGAGAACGAAUAUAAGAAGAGAUGAAAUAUUCUCCGAAAAUGUCUUUGACCUGGUUGAAAGAAGAGCCCAAAGGCGAUUUUUCAUUAGUAUCCCUACUUUCACGCAACUAGAAAUAGAAUUAAGGGAGGAUUCAUGUAGAAAGACGAAUCCUUAUGUUGCUGGACUACUAUAGCUUUAAGCAGGAGAUGCCCUUCGUACUGAAGGUUACUUGUAGUUCUUGGCUUAACCGCUUCAAAAGUUAGCCCAAGCAGUGAACUUCGGAGAAGCAGGGCUGUGUCCUUGGAAGCAUGAUGAUCUUGCGAAUUCAUAAAGACUUGCUGAGCUUCUCGUGCUUGAUGAUUGUGUGUCAAGGUUUGCUUAUGUAAGCAAGACUUCGGGGUUUGACCGACUCAACCACUAUCUGUCACGUAUGCAUCGAAGUACUGCAUUGUGCAAUCGAGUGAAACCAAGGAAGCCGAGAAUACCAUCGAGUGUCUUUGACAAGGAGCAAUUCGUCUCUAAACCUGACGGAGGUGUAUGGUUGCAGAAACGGUGGGUACUUCAGUAAUGUGCACAUACCUCACGCCUCGGAAUGUUAUCCGGCCCCUGGCACAAGUCGUGAAAAGUGUGAUGGCAUCGGAAGGUCUGCGUUGGAUAUGGAUCAGCCCGAAAACUUUGAUCUACCUGCUCACCAAGCUUCGACAAAGUCAGAAUAACACAAAAAGACAUCGCUCAAACUUUGCAUCUGUUGUGCAUCGUAGAGGGACCCAUGGAGUCCAACCGGAUUGAUGUGACACACACAACAUAUCACAAAAGCUUGUGGGAUAUAAUGAUUAGGCAGAUUUGAUGGGACUUGUGUGGGGCUACUCCAGCUUGACUUUACUCAACAGUCCAAUUUGUACUUUUUGUUGGAUGGAUGGGGUUAGGUGGGGCGCUCAUGCAAGGUCUCGGGCCCUAGACAUAUUAUUCAAACUUUCUGUUUUCUGGUGGUAAUUUUACAACUUCCAGGGUACUGCCCUGAGGUCAAUUCAAAGCAGC
Molecule: messenger RNA, 1551 nt
Organism: Marchantia polymorpha subsp. ruderalis
Lineage: Eukaryota; Viridiplantae; Streptophyta; Marchantiopsida; Marchantiales; Marchantiaceae
Source: the annotation of a GenBank genome assembly